Messenger RNA from Patella vulgata (common limpet), 2976 nucleotides. Its product is annotated as galactoside alpha-(1,2)-fucosyltransferase 1. The record is from RefSeq and is a predicted model, not a curated record. Gene Ontology annotation, biological process: carbohydrate metabolic process. Lineage: Eukaryota; Metazoa; Mollusca; Gastropoda; Patellidae. Gene Ontology annotation, molecular function: galactoside 2-alpha-L-fucosyltransferase activity. The transcript has 2 exons. Gene Ontology annotation, cellular component: membrane. Bases 35 to 1042 code for a protein of 335 amino acids.
ACCCUAUAACCAAGACGGAAUACCUGAAUGCAUAAUGAUGUUUAUUAGAAAGCAACGAGUAUUUCUUCUACUAACGUUUACUGUUUGUAUAGGAGUAAUUAUUAUUAUUAAUACCAAGCACAUGAACGUAAGUUUGAAGACAGAAAUACAGCAAAAUAAGUUUAUACGAUAUGUGAACAAUUCGACAAAGACAAGAUACGGGCAUAAUGAAACUUAUUACGUGUGUGCUGGAACGACUGGCCGAUUGGGCAAUCAACUGUACGUCUUUGCAUCCUCAUACGGAAUUGCCAAACGCAGUGGUAUGAAACUUAUUGUUGGGUUAAAACCAGAUAAUCUAUCGGAUACGUUUCAAAUCGAGGGUGCGUUUGAGACGGAUUGGGGUUUGUGUGAAGCCGCUAAAUUAGUACAUACAUUGAAAUGCUGUCAAGUAGCAAACCACGCUUACAAAAUACACUUGAAUAGCACAGUGUACGUCUAUGGCUACUUACAGAGCUAUAAAUAUUUUACAGAAUAUAACGAAGAAAUACGUCAAUAUUUAACUUUUAAAGAUCAAAUUUUACGAACUGCUAAAACUAAAUUAAAUACGCUCUUAACAAAGAAAUAUGGAAAAAAUCAUAGAAAUCGAACUUUAAUAGGAAUACAUGUUCGACGUGGUGACUAUCUGCUGAAAGUCAAACAAGAGUACGGCUACAAAGUUCCUUCUGAAGACUAUUUUUACAAAGCACAGCAAUACAUGCAGAAUAGAUAUAAAAACAUCACGUAUCUUGCAUGCUCAAAUGACUUAACAUGGACUCAGAACGCCUUCAGAAGCCAACGUGACGUCAUAGUUGUGCCCACGGGCCCAGCCGCGGUUGAUCUAGCACUCCUCUCGUUGUUAGACCAUAUGAUCACGAGUGUUGGUUCUUACAGUUUCUGGGCCGCGUGGUUUAUCAAUGGAACCACAGUAUAUUAUAAAAAUUUUACAUUACCUAAUUCUAGUUUCGCUAGCGAAUUUGAUAAAGAUAAACUAGAUACAAUUCCUCCUCACUGGAUAGGAUUUUAGCUUCAGUAUGAUAUCAGGUAAAAGUAAAUAUAUAGAUGGAAAUACAUGUAGUUAGUGUUAAAUGUGAACUUACAUAUGAUUCUACAACCACAUGGAAGGAUAUAUAUAUCAACAUAGAGAGGACUCGUGUUGGUUAUAAGAAAGUACAGCAAGUAACAUUUCAUAAUAAAGAAUCAAUGAACAGUGACAAAUCUGUUUUGCCAUUUUCAAACUCAAAGUGGCUUCAUAAUUAUGUACAGAGUUUCAACAGCAGAAGAUCUUGUACAGAUUCAAAACAGCGCGUGAAACAACGGGAAUCUGUGAUAUUAUGAUACAUGAAUUGAACUAAAUGUUAAUAAACAUAUGUCAUCUUCAUGAUCGGGAAUGGAAUGUGUUUAUUGACCAAAUUAGCUGAUAAUCUCGGUUGGUGUGCAAUGUAUGAGGCGUGUGAAAUAGCUUUAUUUAACAUCCGCUUCCACUGAAGUGAUAUCGCAUACAAAAAUGUAUGAGGCAUGUCUAUUCCAUAUUUGGCUAAUUCGUGACUUCAUUAGGCUUAGUAACCAAUCAUCAUUAAUUACGUAACAUUUGAUUAAUUAGAUAUUUGAAAGUCGAAACCAUAGUGUAGAAAACCAUCAGAGCAUUGGGCGAUCAUAGACAGACACCAUGUAGAUUCUUGAACAUGCAUUAUACAAGGGUUAAAUCUGCCUAUUGCAGGCCUUUCUUUAGGCCUGAAAUGAUAUCUAAAUUAUUAAUUAGACAUUUUACCCAGACCAUAAUGAACUGUCAAUGGCAUCGUUAGCCUGCGAUCUUUAGUGGAUUUGAAUACAUUUUGUGAUGGGUAAUUUAACGAAAAAAUGGAUAAUCGAGACAUUGUUAAUUAUUGAACCACCGUUAAUAAUGGUGAUCGAGGCUAGCCGAAAACUGAAUCGUUAAUAUCUUGGUUCAGAGUGUAGAAAUUGGGCUGAAAUUUUACGCAUUUUCUGUUAUCAUUAUCUAUUUUUUAACUAUUAUAGCGAGAACUGUCAGUUCGUUAUCUAAUCUUACCUAAUGCCCCUUUAAUAAGGAGAGACCGUUGAAGUUCAAGAGAUACCAUCUGCUUUCAGAAUGCCCCGUUAAGUCGUAGGAGAGCCAUAUGAUGUAGUGGGAUCCGUUUGUUGGUGGGGUUGAGAGAGUAGAGAAUGACUUCAUUUUAAUCUAUACUUGUAACCUAUGUAACUUGUAACAUUCAAAUGCACGAAAGGAAACCAUCGACAAAUUACAACACGAUCAUAAAAACAUUAACUACCUCUUGUUCGGGUCCACAAAACACUGUACAGAUGUAAACAACAAUAUUUUUAAUCAAGUCCACAAGUUUAUUGACAUGUCAAACAGAUUUUAAUCUUGCUUAUUAAUUGUUUUAAUUUACAAUAUUAGUUUUAAAUUUAUGUGAUGAUGUAACAUAUAAUAUAUAUUGUACAUUGCCAUCCGUCUCUUGAUAUAUGUAUUUACAUAUAUUUAUGUAUGUGUUUGCCAUUUUAACUGUGUAUAUACACCCAUUUUGUUCCUUUGUUUUAAUAUUAUGCAUGUAUAUAAUCUAGAGAGAGGGGUUUUACAUAGGCUAACCCUGUUCCCCAAUCUCAUUCAGACAAACUGAAUAAAAUGUGCUUGACAUAAAACUUUAGAAACGAACUGUGGUAUUGUUAUUCCCGUGUGCAACGAUAAACUGAAUAAAUCCACAACGUUUAAUGUGGAGUCCCAAGUAGAGAAUUACAAAUAUAACCAGAGACACUACUAGACGAUCACAAGGCUAAUAAGAUAUGUAGCAGAGAAGAGAGUGUGCGUCACACGUUGGAUGUGGGGAUUUUUUGGCAUGCUGCAUAGUGCUACAUAUGCAAAAUUUCCCUUAUAGCACACUGUAUUGCGUAUGCCCGUCUGCAUUAGCCCAGUUUAGGAGCAAAACAGUAGGACGUAUAACC